UGUCCACCAAAAGGAUCAUCAUAUCAGCGCAUCCCAAGACCCAUGUGAGCUAUUAUCCCUCAAUCUCCACCUUUUUGUAGGAUUCCAUUAUUAGGGGAAGGAAACUAUUCUAUUUCCAUCAUUUCAUGCGACAAAAAGAUCAAUGAUCCAAACCCCCCUACCUUCUAUAUAUUCAUUCAGCAACAUAAUUCUAUUUUGUUGGUGCAUAUUCUGCCAUUAGUUCUUGACGAACUGGGAGGUGUCUGGUUUGCCUUUAACUUUUUCAUGUCCAAGUUCUGUUCACCAUGUUUCUUUCAUGUUUAGUCAGCUUGGGUUGCUCGGAAUGUGCAGAAACAGCUGCGGGACGCCGUUCCCUGCUUUUGCUUUAGUAGCUGAACCACUGUAAUCCAACGGAACAUACCGAUGGUGUGCUUCGACUCCAAAUGACCAUCUACAGUCGAUUGAAACCCUACCAGCAAUUCCAACAUCAAGCAAGAAGGUAUAGAAUCUCGAUGCUCAUGAGGUAGCCAUGAACUCGAGCUCUAUAGGUUCAGUCAGCAGUUCCAGCCUCAUCGACGCAAAGCUCCGAGAGCACCCGGUGUGUGGAUCCAUACGCUGUCCUAGCUGCGGCCACAAGCUCGAUCGGAAUCUGGGCUGGGUUGGGUUGCCUGCCGGAGUAAAGUUCGAUCCGACAGAUCAAGAGUUGAUAGAGCACCUAGAAGCGAAGGUUAAAGAAGAAGGUUCAAGAUCCCACCCCCUGAUAGAUGAGUUCAUACCCACAAUUGAAGGCGAAGAUGGCAUCUGCUACACCCAUCCUGAGAAGCUCCCAGGGGUGACAAGGGAUGGCCUGAGCAAGCACUUCUUCCACAGGCCAUCCAAGGCCUACACCACAGGAACAAGGAAGAGAAGGAAAAUCCAGUCAGAGAGUGACCUUCAUAGGGGUGAGACCAGGUGGCACAAGACAGGGAAGACGAGGCCUGUCAUGGUCAACGGGACGCAGAAGGGGUGCAAGAAGAUACUGGUCCUGUACACCAACUUUGGGAAGCACAGGAAGCCUGUGAAGACCAACUGGGUCAUGCACCAAUACCACUUGGGGGAGUUAGAGGAGGAGAAGGAUGGGGAGCUCGUGGUAUCGAAGGUGUUUUACCAGAUCCAGCCGAGGCAGUGGUCAGAUAAGAGUGCAGCAGCCGUGGAAGGGAUGAGCCAAAGAAGGGAUAGUGAGGUUCUUAGCAAGAGAGACGAGUACCUGUACAGUUCCAUGGGGAGGCACCAGCACGUGAAGCCUGAUAACUUUAGCUUUGCUCCUUUCGCAGAAGGUUUUAAUGAGGUGGCCGUGGGAGAGGCGUCAGAUGAGCAUGCAGAGCACGAGCGCCAUGUUAGACUACCACCACCACCACCGUAUCAUCAUGUGGCCCGACAGCAGCAGCAGCAAUGGCGGAUGGCAACCGCUACUGCGGCUUUCCACAGCAGAAGGCCGCCUAUGAAUCCCAUCUCCAAGUUUGUCCCGACUCCGCUGCAGCAAACGUCGAUCGUUCUUGAAGACCCGUAUCAAGUCCCGAGGAUGCUUCUUCAACCCGAUAAAUUUCUGCAACAGAAGCUGGACCAUCAUAGAUCUACAUCUGGCCUGGAAGAACUGAUUAUGAGUUGCACCUCAGCUGGAAUUAAAGGAGAGACCUCAACUCCAAUCUCUCAAGAGACAGCAUGGCAGUACUCAUACUGGUCUCCUGCCAACCCGGAUCAUCAUGGGUGAUGACCAAGAAGAGGAUAAGGCAGGAAACCUAACAAAGCAUCAUCGCUACUCUCAUCAGCGGCUACGACUCUUCCGGUUACAGCAUGAGAGAGUGAAAGAGAACAUGUUGCAGAUUUGGAUAAGGAGCUGAAGCCUCAGGUCAGUCGAGGGAGAGCAGAAAACAAGGAGGAAAGCUGCUGUUGUUUGUUGCCAGAAGAAGGAUACACACCUGGAAUAAUUCCCUGCAUGCAAAUCAUCAUCAACUAAUGCUAGUGCUUGAUUGUUUUAAUUGUAACCAUUACUAAUAUGUUGAUUUUGUUUUUUGUUUU
Messenger RNA from Musa acuminata AAA Group (dessert banana), 2037 nucleotides. Its product is annotated as NAC domain-containing protein 75-like. The record is from RefSeq and is a predicted model, not a curated record. Lineage: Eukaryota; Viridiplantae; Streptophyta; Magnoliopsida; Zingiberales; Musaceae. Gene Ontology annotation, molecular function: transcription cis-regulatory region binding; DNA-binding transcription factor activity. Gene Ontology annotation, cellular component: nucleus. The transcript is spliced from 7 exons. Gene Ontology annotation, biological process: regulation of DNA-templated transcription. The coding region runs from base 509 to 1729 and encodes 406 amino acids.